Messenger RNA from Cylindrotheca closterium, 672 nucleotides. Lineage: Eukaryota; Bacillariophyta; Bacillariophyceae; Bacillariales; Bacillariaceae. The record is from the annotation of a GenBank genome assembly.
AUGAAGAAUGGUGAGAAAGCAGAAACAACUAUAAAGUUCAAUGUUGGAGGAAAGCUAUAUGAGGUUUCCAAGUCCUUGUUGCAGCGUUUUCCGAAUACCCUAUUGACUCGGAAUGCUUGGGUAGACGCAAGUUCUACAAAUCCUACCGCAAGUCCUAUUUUCAUUGACCGUGAUCCCGAUCGUUUCGCCUAUUGUCUUGACUACAUGCGAGAUGGUGGACGAUUGUAUCUACCAGAGACAAUUGCGAAAUCUUCGAUUCUACAAGACCUCCACUUUCUCGGUUUUGAUGAUAUUGAUGAAUCUUUGAUCGAUGACCAAGCGGCGAGGAAAGGCUCGUGUGCUCGACACAACGACAUGGUUUUGACAACUCACCAUAAUGUUGCCACUAUGCAACAGGAACUUGAGAAUUUCAAGAUGAAACUCCGCCUCGAAAAGAUUGCAUUGAUUUGCUUUCGGAAAAGCAUGGAAAGUAUUGAAAAUGAGGUGACGGUGCAAUCCCCGUGGAUCUACCGUGGCGAGGAAGUUGAAAAUCCAAUUUCGUCUGAUAUUGAGGGAGCCGAGUAUUUCUGUGAAUGCUGUGACAAGCUUGGAAUGGAUGUUGUGGAAUGCCACCUUGGUUUUGUUCGGUUCCGAAAGCAUACAGCUUGCGCCGCUCGUCUAGCAGCAGUGUAA